CUUUAUAAGACCGCAGCGGCGCGGGCGCUGUCCAGCGUGCUGAAGCCGGAGCGAGCAAGCUUCCCGGAGACGCGCGGACCCAGCGGAGUCCAGCCUACUGGACGCCAGACCUUGCCCGUCGCUCGUAUCCCAGUCAUCUCUCCAAGCCAAGGCGAACGCAUUCAGAUCUUCCCCUGUCCCCACCCUGCCUCGACCCUCCUCUUCACCACCUGCGUCGUGACACCAGCUGUCUCGGACAGUCCGGUGGUCAUGAAAUCGCUCAGGUUGCCGGCUUCCUCCCUCUUCUGCUUCCUUCUACUGCUGAAGGGGCUGGAAGGAGCGCCCCCCGGGCGCCCUGAGGCGAAGUCACCUCCUUUCCCCUCUGAGCAUAAAGAGCCGGUAGCUGGGGACGCAAUACCCUGGCCAAAGGAUGGUCCCGUUCCAGAGGUCCGAGCCGCUCGAAAUUCGGAGCCGCAGGACGAGGGAGAGCUUUUCCAGGGGGUGGAUCCCCGGGCGCUGGCCGCGGUGCUGCUACAGACUCUCGACCGCCCGGCCUCGCCCCCGGCGCCAGGCGGCUCCCAGCGGGGGCCAGAGGAAGAAGCAGCAGAAGCUCUGUUAACCGAGACAGUGAGAAGCCAAACCCACAGCCUCCAAGCGCCAGAGACCCAAGCACCCGCGGCUCCGCCUCUCCCUCAGACUCAGGAAAACGGUCCCGACGCGGGCGACCCCUCCGAGGAGCUCGAGGCGCUAGCUUCCCUGCUCCAGGAACUGAGAGAUUUCAGUCCGAGCAGCGCCAAGCGCCAGCAGGAGACCGCAGCAGCAGAGACGGAAACUCGCACCCACACGCUGACCCGAGUCAACCUGGAGAGCCCCGGGCCUGAGCGCGUGUGGCGCGCUUCCUGGGGAGAGUUCCAGGCGCGUGUCCCAGAGAGCGCGCCGCUGCUGCCCCCGGCUCCUCAGCAAUUCCAGGCUCAUAUGCCCGAGAGUCGCCCCCUUCCCGAAGCCCGCCAGUUCGGGGGGAAAGUGCCCUCCCCCAAAACACACCUAGGUGAGGCGUUGGCACCCCUGUCGAAGGCGUACCAAGGCCUGGGCGCCCCCUUCCCCAAGGUGCGCCGGCCGGAGAGCUCACUCCUGAGUGGCUCCGAGGCGGGGGAGCGCCUUCUACAGCAAGGGCUGGCUCAGGUAGAGGCAGGGCGGCGGCAGGCGGAGGCCACCCGGCAGGCGGCUGCGCAGGAAGAGCGGCUGGCGGACCUAGCCUCGGACCUGCUGCUCCAGUAUUUGCUGCAGGGCGGGGCCCGGCCACACGGCCUGGGGGGUCGGGGGCUGCAGCAAGAGGAGAAGGAGCAGGAGAGUCAGAGGGAGGAGGCGGAGCAGGAGAGACGCGGCGGUGAGGAGAGGGUGGGGGAAGAGGACGAGGAGGCAGCGGAGGCGGAGGCGGAGGCGGAGGAGGCGGAGAGGGCGCGGCAGAACGCGCUGCUGUUCGCCGAGGAGGACGGGGAAGCCGGAGCGGAGGACAAGCGCUCCCAGGAGGAGACGCCUGGCCACCAUCGGAAGGACGCUGAGGGGGCAGAGGAGGGCGGGGAGGAGGAGGACGACGACGACGACGAAGAGAUGGACCCACAGACGAUCGAUAGCCUCAUUGAGCUGUCCACCAAACUCCACCUGCCAGCGGACGACGUGGUCAGCAUCAUCGAGGAGGUGGAGGAGAAGCGGAAGCGGAAGAAGAACGCCCCUCCUGAGCCCGUGCCACCCCCACGGGCUGCCCCCGCCCCUACCCACGUCCGCUCCCCUCAAUCCCCGCCCCCCGCCCCCGCCCCCGCUCGAGAGGAGCUGCCAGAUUGGAACGAGGUGCUCCCGCCUUGGGAUCGGGAGGAGGUGGAGGUAUUUCCCCCGGGGCCCUACCACCCUUCUCCCAACUACAUCCGGCCUCGGACUCUGCACCCUCCCGCAGCCUCGCGCCGCCGCCACUACCACCACGCCCUGCCGUCUUCGCGCCACUAUCCUGGCGGGGAGGCCCAGGCACGGCGAGCGCAGGAGGAGGCGGAGGCAGAGGAGCGCAGGCUGCAGGAGCAGGAGGAGUUGGAGAAUUACAUCGAGCACGUGCUGCUCCAACGCCCGUGACAGGCCCCGCCCCCGAGCGCCCACGCGGCGCGCAGGCACCCCCCUCCGUGUCGCUCCUGUCCCUGUUGGGUGUUUGCAUGCGUCCCGACCCCGCCCUCGGCCCCCGCCCUCCCCCCCUGGGCUGUGCUGGGAACCUGUCAGACCUCUUCCGGGGUCCAAAACCCGAACUCCCCAAACUCACUCUCGGGUAUUCCAGGGCCAGCCCAGGCGGGCAGGUGGUUUGUGCGAGUUCUCUCCCCUCACGGGGAGCUGCCCCUAUUUAGUCUCCUAGUUCCAGUUGUGUCUGUCUCCUGCCCUUUCGGCUUUCCACAAGCCUCUCCACCCUCUCCCGAUCUCUGUGAAUUUACCCUUCUUUUCCCUUAUCUCUUGUAAAUACCCCUCACGGAGGAAAUAGUUUUGCUAAGAAAUAAAAGUGACUAUUUUAUUAGGA
Messenger RNA from Phyllostomus discolor (pale spear-nosed bat), 2530 nucleotides. It is a transcript of the gene VGF, whose product is annotated as VGF nerve growth factor inducible. The coding region runs from base 250 to 2100 and encodes 616 amino acids. The record is from RefSeq and is a predicted model, not a curated record. Gene Ontology annotation, biological process: carbohydrate homeostasis; regulation of synaptic plasticity. The transcript has 2 exons. Gene Ontology annotation, molecular function: neuropeptide hormone activity. Lineage: Eukaryota; Metazoa; Chordata; Mammalia; Chiroptera; Phyllostomidae.